UUCCUCUCUGAGUCUCAGAGAUUCAGCCCAGCAUGCCUGAAGCAUGACGGCAAACUGGUUGAGCUGGAUGAAGACCAGAGGAGAGCGGAGGAAAAGUUUUCUUUAAACUUCCAAUAUGAAACAUGGAGCAAAGCGCGACCCAACCGUGGAGAAAAACACGCUGAACGGGGAGGAUGGUCGGAAGGUUUAACCUCUGCGAAGCCUGACGAGGAAAUAAACCAGGGUAUGGCGCGCCGCUCUCAGUGUUCCUCUGCUGGGGAUAACCCCCUGGACCCCAACUACCUCCCUCCCCACUACCGGGAGGAGUACCGCCUGGCUGUCGACGCCCUGGUCGAGGACAGCUUGGAAGGAUACUAUCGAAUUCUCCAUAAUGUGGACGUGGUGGAGUUUUUGUCCGCGACUGAAAUCCAGUACAUCCAGAGCUCCGUUCAGCCUGCGAAGCAGAGCAUCCUCUCUGAGCAGCAGUUCCUGGAGAGUGAUGGAGAGGGCUCCUCGGACACUUAUUGGCCGAUUCACUCUGACCUUGACGUCCCAGGUCUGGACCUUGGCUGGCCUCAGGUGCAUCACUUCAUUGAACCCACAGAGGUCACAACUCUUGUUAACCCCCCUGAGCCAGACAUGCCGAGCAUCAAGGAGCAGGCCCGACGACUCAUCAAGAACGCCCAGCAGGUCGUUGCUAUGGUGAUGGACAUGUUUACUGAUGUUGACAUAUUUGCGGAUAUUCUCAAUGCUGCGAGGAGGAGAGUUGCUGUCUACAUCCUGCUGGACGAGCACAAUGCUGAGCACUUUGUUAACAUGGUGGCAAACUGUAGAGUCAAUCUGCAGGCCUUUCCAUUUAUAUGUGUGAGAACAGUAUCCGGAAUAACAUAUCAGUGCCGCUCAGGGAAAUCCUUCAAAGGACAGAUGAUGGAUCGCUUUCUGUUGACCGACUGCCGAGCUGUGCUGAGUGGAAAUUACAGCUUCAUGUGGUCUUUUGAGAAGCUGCACCGCUGCAUGGCGCACCUGUUCCUUGGACAGCUUGUGACCACCUUUGAUGAGGAGUUCCGGAUACUGUUCGCUCAGUCCCAGCCGCUGAAUGUUGAAAAUAUGCUUUCUCAGAUGGAGGAUUUAAGCAUUUUACAAAAGAGACAAUUUCCCACUGAAAGCACUGCACUGUACAGAGAGCCUAAAGGGUUCCAGUCUCUGGACAUUCCUUCUGAGAGUUGGGGAGGACAUUCGUAUGAAGAGCAAAUUGAUGGGAAUUUGAGGAUUAUGGCUCUUAAAAGGCAGGGGUCCCUCCGCGGACCUGCUGAUGUGUAUAAUAGGUUUGCUCCCCAACAGCCACGCAUGGACCCCGGUUUUGAUCAGGGCCCCUCACGGAUGUUGAUGAUGGAUAAUCCUGCUUUAAAGCGACACUCUUAUGCUGAAGAUGUUCCAGGCAGAUACUCUUUCCCAUUCUUGCCACAACAAGGAGUGCCUGAGCCCGAACAGAGGGGAAAGCUUUUUCACAGGGACCAGCAGCCUUAUCCGGGACCAGGACCAGAAGAAGAAUACAGCAGCCAUGAUAAGUUCUGGAACCAAGGCCACUUGACAGGAGAACAGUACCUUGUACCAGGUUUACAAGAGGUACCACUACCUGAAUUUGAGCCUGGUCUUAAUUAUUUAUCAUCUAACAGAAAUCCAGACUUUGAUCAAGGCUCAGAUAAAUUACUACCACCGGCGGAUUUACCAUUUACUUCCCCUCACCCCAAAAGACUGGGGAUAGGGCUGCCAUACGUCUGUCAAACGUCUCCUACGGCCUCAAACUCUGCCGAUCAGAGGACUUUUUUCCAUGACCCUGCAAUAAACCGCAAGGAUCCCACUGUGAAACAGAAGCUGAGAAACUGGAGGAUUGGCUCAUACCUCAGUGCAUUUGAUAAUCCAGAGGAUGAAGGCCUCCCAACGGUGCCAACUCAGCCGUCAGAUCCUUUUGAAGAACAUCUAAAUCUUAUCCCACAAACUGCCCCAGGAACAGAUUUAACAGCUUCCAAAAUACCCAACGUCAAAGAGUUUAAGGUUACUGGCAUACCUAGGGUCAGCCAGAUGCCAAGUUACGCCAAAGCCGCAACUGAAGAUAAACCCAAGAAAUUUCUAGAUGAGCCUGCUCUAUUGGCAGCAGAAACCAAAACCACACCGACACUUUCUGAAACCCCUUCCACAGCUGAGGGGAGAAAAACUGAGGAGGAGGACCAAAAACAGCCAAAAAGUACAGCGAUUCACAGGGACGACUCUUUCAGGAGGAAAUACAAUGCAGCAAUGCAAAGAAGUUCCAGGUUAAGGUCUUCCCUGAUAUUUAGCUCCUUGGAGCAACAGACCCCUCAUGAAACUACUACUGCUGACCAAGACGAUGAUGGAAGUGACAAAACCGAACAGACCAAACUCUCCCUCGUUUCUCAGGUUUUGGGACAGAAGAGGUCUGCUGCAAGAGAACCUUAUGAAUGGAGUCGUUACAUAAAAUCCACCCCAGAAACACUCAAACCAGAUGAUGUGGGCAAAAAAGACGAGGAUAAACACUCAUCAAGUGGGAAAGGUUCCCAAGGCCUUUCAGAAAGGCCAGAGGCAAAGGAGCCAUUAAGACAAAUAACUGGAGAGCAAGUUAGUGUUUCACCAUCGAUGCCUCGGGCCAAGUUCCCUGAAGCUGAGGCACCCAAAACUGAUCUGCCGGUACAACCGACUAUACCUCUGCUUUGUUAUGUAGAUAUGAAUGAUCCAGAUGACAGGCUCAUGUUUUUUAAAGAACUUGCAGCAAAACGUAAAGUUGCUAAAGCUGCAGAAGCUCUAAAGGAAAAAGAGAAGGCAGAGUUAAAACCACAACCAGAACUCAAAAACAAGGAAAAGGUUCUUCUAAAAGAAAUCUCUGAAACUUCAAUACCUAAAGAUUUAGUCAAAAAGUCUGUUGUAGAGAAUGAAAAUUCCAGCAGCAAAGACUCCAAUACCUCCAAAACUUCUAAUGAACAAAAAACCCAACCCAAGAAAACUGAGGUUGAGGCUAGCCUUUCUGUUUCAGCAGAAACGGAUGAACAUCUUAGUAAACCUCUAGAAGACCCAACUCUGUCAAAUCCGUUUGUUCAAGAAAGUUUGUCACCACUGAUUCCUCGAUCCAAACCAACAAAAGCUGAACUGCCUAAAAUCAAUCAGCCGUUACAACUGACCAGCCCUUUACUUACAGCUCCAUUGUAUGUAGAUAUGAGUGAUGCUGAUAAUAGGCUCAUGUUCUUUAAAGAGUUGGCAGCAAAACGAAAAGCUUCAGAAGCUAAAAAGGGAAAAGAGAAGGCACCAAUGAAACCACAAGCAGAACUCCAGAACCCUUCAGGGGGCCAGAACGAACAGAAUCCUCCAAAGGGAACGCUAGAAAGUGUAAAACCUAUAGCGAAGGAUUCUUCUGUAAAAAACACCACAGUAUCCACAGACACAUCAGACUCAGCUUCUUCCUCUUUAAAGGAUGAUGAAAAUGCCAGGAAGCAGGACAGUCUUUUCAAAAAUGAUUCCAGUGCCCCCAGUACUUCUGAACAAGCAGUCAAGGUUUCUGCUGAGUUGUUGAAAACAGACUUGGAAAAGCAAUCUGCUGACGAAACAAAAACAAGUCAGAGCAAAUCAUCAGAACACCCAACUGUAUCAGAAACCUCUGUAGAAGGUUCACCCGAGGAAACCAAUGCUGCUCACACAGCUAUUUCAUCUCAUGCAGAAGACGUUGACAAAAGAGAAUGCCUUACUUCAGAAACUGUUUCAGACCUUCCCAGUUCAGUGGAAAAUUCAUCAUCUUCUGACCCCCAAAACACUGAAUCAUUUCAGCUAGAAACCAACAUCUGCUCCUCUCCACCUCCAUCUGAAGCAGAAACUACCUUGGAAUUAGGCUCAUUUGAACCACCAAUCUCUACCUCUGAUACACAUCCACUUGACUCAGACUUGCAGAACCACCCUGUCGCUGCAGAAGAGACUUUAUUUUCUGAUUCUCCCCAAGACAUUUACAGCUCCACAAAUGUUACUAGCACACCGUCUCCAGAUGUUGAUGAAAUCAAAUUGCAGGAACCUGUCAGCUCCUCUCAGCAGGAGUCUUCAGAAUCAUCCAAAGAACCCUUACAAAACUCUGACAGCCGGCACAAUCAAGCUCAUCUAGAUGCUGUUCCCCAAUCUGCUUCAUUCGAGAACACCUCAGUGGCCGAUGCUGCAAAUGUCGAGUCUGAUGUUUCUCCAGACAAAAAGGCUGCUGAUCUGCAGCCAAACAAGUUAAAUUCCACCACAGAGACGAACGGGGAAGAAUCUUCUGCUGCUACACCUUCAGUUGGAGUAUUAGAGAAAAAUGUUCCUGAAUUAGAGCAAGAAGAGUCAGCUGCAAAAGUGCAUGAGGCCCUUGAAUCACCUGACAGCCGAUCUCCCGCUGUUUGCUCACCUCCACCUAAUUCCAGUUUGCUUGGUGAAUCUUGUCCAGAAGGCUCAGUUUCUGAACCACAUUUGGAAAAGACAAUUUCAUCGAUCACAGCUCCAGGUGACACCCAACUUGAAGCUGUGCCUUCGGAAACAGGAUCACUUGAAAAUACAGCGUCUUGUAAUGCCUCACAGUUGGAAAAAACUGAACCUCCUCAAGAUGCACCAAUGCAAACUGACGCCUCCUCCAACCUUAAACUAACAGACUUGAAAGCACCCUUAGCUGCUGAAACAUUAACGUCUUCCUCAAUGUCAGAGUCAGACCAGUCAGUUUGGGACACUGAAACUAAAAAAUCAGAAACCAGUGUCUCUACGAUGCCAAACCUCUCAGAUACAAACUCAAUAUCCAAUGAGACACAACCAAAAUCAGAGGAAUCUCUUGUUCAGCCUACAUCGCAAUCACUGAGCAGUCCAAGCGAACCUACCACUGUGGCCACAGCUGAGGCUGAUUUGUCAUGCAAAACAUCUGAAGCAGUCACUCCUGAAUGCCAAACACCAGAGACACCUGCCCCUCAGGAGAGUAGUAAAAAAGAGUCUCAGUCAGUGGAGACAGAUGAGAAAAACUCCAACAAUCUCGAGGAUAAACAUACGAGCCAGAAACCUUCCACUGAGGAAUCUGCAAACACAGAGAAAACAAAACACCAAUCAAAUCAGAGUAACUGCUCUGAAACAGCAACGUCCAAGCAGCCCAAAUUGAGUCAGUCUCGCUACCACUCGUCAACAGUAAACGUGCUCUCGAGCAGCAACCUCCGAGAUGACACAAAGCUGCUGCUGGAGCAGAUUUCUGCCAACUCCCAAAGUAGGAAUGAAGCAACAAAAGAGUCUCCCGUCACAGACGACGAGAAAGAAGACAAGGCCGACAAAAAUGCCAAAAAUGAAAAGGAAUUGGGUUACACGACAUGUAUCAGGGGGCAAACUAAAUCAAUUGAGGAGCGCGAGAAACUGCUGGAGAGGAUUCAGAGCAUGAGAAAGGAGAGGAAAGUUUACAGUCGUUUUGAGAUGGCACCUUAGAUGGAAUCCAAAGGACGUUGGGAAAAGAAAAGACAGUCUAUUCUGCAAAAUUCCUCUUGCUUUAGCUGCAAACAGGCUUUUAACGCACAGAAGAUUGAGGGAACCUGUGUUUGAUUCACUUACUUCACAAGAUCAAACUGAGGAGUACGGAAUCAUGCAAAGCUGUCCCAGCAGCACGCCCCAUGUUCAGUAAAGACAUCACACUGUGAUCGCAUCAUAAUUUUACUACCAGACUGUAAAGCAAAUGGGCUCAGAAGAGAUUUGUCAUGAUCAAAGCUGUUUUUACUGACUGCAUGGGUAAAGUGCAAUGUGUGCAACAGGAUGUUUAUGUGAUGAGACCUGCCAUUGCCUUUUUACUGCAGAACUGACUCUUAAGUCACAUCUUUAUGUCAUGUUAUAAAAAUCUGAAGUAACCGGAGUUUGUAAAACUGUACUAUAAUGUUCUGUAAUAUAUUGUUUGACAUUCACUUUAAGGAAAAUAUGAUAGAUGUUUGUAGAUUAAGGCAAGUAGAUGUGUAAAUUUACGUCCAUGCUCGGGAAAAUGAAAACCUGAAAAAAAUGCAGAUAUAAAACAGGAUCAGCAGACUUUAAACUGAGAAAAAAUUGCCUCUUAGACAUUUAGACAGAACGGGAUGUUUUGCUCAUUUAACACAAGAGAUAUUAAAAUUUUCCAAGCUGGUUGAAUUAAAAGUCCAUUAUAUACAAAUUA
Messenger RNA from Girardinichthys multiradiatus, 6163 nucleotides. RefSeq names its product family with sequence similarity 83 member Ha (gene sack1ha). NCBI's taxonomy places the organism in Eukaryota, Metazoa, Chordata, Actinopteri, Cyprinodontiformes, Goodeidae. The record is from RefSeq and is a predicted model, not a curated record. The transcript has 6 exons. Gene Ontology annotation, cellular component: keratin filament. Bases 226 to 5454 code for a protein of 1742 amino acids. Gene Ontology annotation, molecular function: keratin filament binding. Gene Ontology annotation, biological process: positive regulation of cell migration; intermediate filament cytoskeleton organization; protein localization to cytoskeleton.